UACGGGUUACCGUGGAUAGUUUUUACCUCCUCGCGCUAUACGCAAUCUGUGCGACAACAUUCCAGUCAGAAUAGGCCCUACUGCACUACACCAGGAAGAUGAAGGUCUAGUAACAUAGACAUAUACUACCGUUCGUUUAUAGUCUACUUCAGAGAACUAAAGAGAGCUUCCGGACUCAAGACUGGGUCGCUCAAGACUAAACCAUCGAAAAAGUUUUUCAAAUUUGGUAUAUCAGGGUUUUAGGCAGAUUCACUUUGAAACAAUCGGCACAAUCCAACGCAGACAAGUGCAUUUAUCUGCUCAAGCUUGGAAAAAUGACAUGCAACAGUGUCACGAUGUGUUGGAUACAGACACGGAAUACAAACAGAAGAAAAAACAGCUAAGUUUGCGGGAGUUGUGGAGUUCUGAAGAAACAUUCCCAUCUGUGCACGAGAUUGGAAAGGAAAAGAAACGAAAGAAAGAAAAAAGGACAAAAACUUUUGACAUAUACACAAAACGAAGAAGUGAUCAUUCUCGUAGUGAAAAGACACAGACUUUCCAGGAGAAAACAAGAGAUACAGACAUAUUUCGUGGAGAAGACAAAUAUUCUGAUAGAAAAGACCUCAGAAUUGAUCAUUUUACAAAUAAAAAUGAAUUCGGGAGGAGUGGCAAAUCCAGGUCCGAGUUCAGUCGUUUAGCUUUACAGGAGAAAAAAGACAGGAUGUGGAAAAAUUCAGACGAUGGUAAUUUUUGGAGAAAUAGCAGAAAUAAUUCUACAGAAGAUGAACGCGACUAUCUGACGGGAAAUGUUCAUAUAUCACCGAACAUUAAAAAACAAAGGGACGAAGAAUGGUUAAAACAACUGGAAAGUUUUAAUAUGAAUUUUGAAUGUUCUAAAAAGACAUCCAAGUAACAGAAAUUAAAGUGCUAAUCCAAUGUAUUGUGCCAGAAUUGCAUCUAAUUUAAUUCUUGUUAUAAAUAUAUAUGAAAUAGAGCCAAUGUGCUGUCGUUUUGAAUUGUGAAUUAAUAGGUCGUUCGCAUUCCCCCUUGAUACCCAGAGCCCCACUUGAUUUGCACUCUUCUCCUUCUAGAAUAUAUCUUCCAGUCACUCAGUUUGAAGCUCUUCUGUUUCUGGAAGAUCUUCUACCUCUUCCGUCUCGAAGCUGAAAGAUUUUUAUCUUCCAAGAUGGCGGUGACCAUGUUUAAGUGUGCGAGUGAUGAGUUCACUAGAGAAGGAUUUAUAUAUAAUUAUGACACAAACAUAUACAUGUUUGUGUCAUAGCGUUUGAGAAAACGUAAAAACUUGUUUGUUUAGGGUUAUAGUCUUCCGGUUUACUCGAUUUAAAUAUAACGGAAUGCGAUCUUCUUAGAAGGCUUCUCUUCCGAGAAGAGUGCAAAUCGAGUGAGGCUCUGGGGUAUGCAGAGGAUUGAAUAGGUAGGAUAUAAACUAUGAAGAGAGAAUCCCAACAGACAGGAGGCAGACUCUAGUUUUUAUUAGGUAGUUGGUUUACCAGUUUUACCCACUCGGCUAAUUAAAGCAAGAAGACCUACCACCUGCCUGUUGAGAAUGUCUCUUCUUGCUCGUAAUUCAAUUCCUUUUAGUAUUUUAUAGUUCUAUAUACAUUUUCUCCACAAAAGUGUAUGACUUGGGGCAUUCACUUGACCAAAGCAAAUAAAAAUUGCAUAUG
Messenger RNA from Pecten maximus, 1667 nucleotides. RefSeq lists its product as uncharacterized. The record is from RefSeq and is a predicted model, not a curated record. The transcript has 4 exons. Bases 320 to 892 code for a protein of 190 amino acids. NCBI's taxonomy places the organism in Eukaryota, Metazoa, Mollusca, Bivalvia, Pectinida, Pectinidae.